AUGAACAACCACGGGAGUUUCAUGCGUAACCAUGAACAUGAAAGAUGGUGUAUGUCCUCUGGUCUUUUAAGUCCAAACAAUUUUUCUGCAAUGGGUCACUUAGCUCAGCCGGCGAACACACAUAGAAACUCGUGCACGGGGUCAUUCAUCCAUGAUGGUAGAAUGUACAAGUAUGUCGCACCAAAACUGUCAGAUGCGGGAAGAUUCGCUGGCUCCAUUGACCCUCCUGCCAACCUAUACAACAACAUACCCAAUGAAACAACUUUAGAUGAAUUUCCUUCGUAUAGUUUUGGCGAUUCCUAUGCUGGCCGCAUGCGUGGUAAGCUGGUGGAGACAAACAAAGGCAAGUUUCCAGACCCUUCAUACAAUUCUGCAACACAUGCGACGUUGACUGGUGUUCUUCAUAGAGGUAUAAUAUCUCCCAUCUCAUCAAAUGUGAAUGUAGAGGUGCAAAAUGAAAUGGCAACGGUCAUAAGAAAUGCUACAUCUAUGGCAGGCUUCAAUGAGCAGAUUGUUCCAAAAAAUGCACCUAGCAACCAAAGCUUCGUAGGGAUGUUGAAUGCCUGCGGCAGUCGUCCAGUGUCAUCAUCUGAGAUGGUUAAGGGAGGGAGCAGCAGUAUAUCAGUAGAUGGCUUGAGUGAGCGGAUGGCACCAUUCAACAUAGCAAAAAACACAAGCUCAGUCGGAAUGAUGUUGAAUGAAAACACCGCACCUGGUAAUGGUAGAAUCUCAAUGACACAUACAGAUAUGGUUAAUAGUGGAAGAACUAUUUCUACACUUUCCAACCAUCAGACAGAAAAUGUUGUCGCAAUAACUGACAAGCUUGAUGGCGGGGAUGCAGUUAGCAAUCACCCUAUGCAAGUGGGUACUAUUGGUCAGCAUGCACUUAAUGAUCAAUUUAAUGACAUCAAUGACUUCUCAUGGGAUGAUUUUUUUCUCAACCCGCUGGAUGCAGAUUUCACUAUCGAGGAUGAUUUCAUGGGUGGAGAAGAAUAG
Triticum turgidum subsp. durum (durum wheat) is the source of this 996-nucleotide messenger RNA. The record is from the annotation of a GenBank genome assembly. NCBI's taxonomy places the organism in Eukaryota, Viridiplantae, Streptophyta, Magnoliopsida, Poales, Poaceae.